This is a messenger RNA of Cucumis sativus (cucumber), 1347 nucleotides long. Its product is annotated as F-box/LRR-repeat protein At3g26922. Lineage: Eukaryota; Viridiplantae; Streptophyta; Magnoliopsida; Cucurbitales; Cucurbitaceae. Bases 1 to 1098 code for a protein of 365 amino acids. The transcript is spliced from 3 exons. Gene Ontology annotation, molecular function: protein binding. The record is from RefSeq and is a predicted model, not a curated record.
AUGACGAUCAGGAAAAGUACACAAACUGAAGAAGACAGAAUCAGCCUUCUCCCAGAUUGCCUUCUUCAUGAAAUCCUCUCUUUUCUAAACACAAAAUCCGUAGUCCAAACUUGUGUUCUAUCUAAACGAUGGAAAACCCUUUGGACUGAAAUCCCCACUCUCAACUUUGAUUACAAUAGUUCUUACUCAUUUUCGAUCUUCAAAACCGAAGAAGAUGAUAUAUCCAAACAAACAUCCUUCAAAAACUUCAUCAUUCGAGUUUUAUCGAAACUCCGUACCAAAAGCAUUCGAAAACUAGCCUACACUUCUUCCAAAAACCGUUAUGAUUUGACCAUUUUAGCUGACUUUUUGAUAAGCUAUGCUAGAUCCCACAGUGUUCAACAACUUUUCCUCAAUACUUUCAAUGUUAUUGAAUCCCAUUUUUGGGAUUUUUGUAUUAACGUGAACACAUGUUCAUCACUCGUUCAUCUGAAAUUGGUAUGUGUGUUUGCGGAUAAUUUGGAUGUUUUGGCUUUACCCUCACUGAAAAUAUUAGAGAUUGAAUCUCUUUGGUUGGAACGACCUGAUAAGAGGGCAAAUCACAAAGAAAUUACAAUGUUUCCUGGUUGCCCAAAUUUGGAAUCUUUGGUUUUCUUUGUUCAUCUUUUCCAGACUGCAACUAUUUCUGCUCCUAAACUUAAGAAUUUGAAACUAUGUGCUUCUCCCGACAAUGAUCCAACUUUUUCCGAAGUUCAAUUGCUUACACCAACCCUAGAAAAUAUCAGUUUCGUCAAUGUGUUGCCUACUGUCAAGUCUGAUUAUGAAUUUUCUCGCAUAGAUAAAGUAGAUAUACAACUUGUCUCUAGAUUUGAAAGGGAUGACCGAAACUCACGAAAAUCAAAGUUUAGAGAGUUGCUUAGUGUGUUUCAUAUGGCAAGGUCAUUCACACUGCCUUUAAAGCUCACAAUGCAGGUGAUGUCGUUGGAUAAUUUUGAUGCAUUAUGUUUUCAUAAUAUGAAGCAUUUGAGGUUGAGAACCAAGGAGACUGGGUUACUAUUAGAGCAAUUACUUAAAGCCCCCAAUUUAGAGAACUUUCGUUUUGUCAAAGAGGAUAGUUAACGAGGAUAUAUAUUGUAUACGUUGCAUGGGAUGAUUCUUUUUAUUGAGACGUUGCAUGGCUGGCUUGGCCAUGGAGGAUAUGUACUGCCCUUUGAUUUUAUGCAUUCUUUUAAUUAUUAGGAAUUAGGGUUAUGUUUGUUUUCAUGUUUCUUUUGAACUAUGGCUCUUUAUAUGAGUUCCAUUAUGUAACUGUGUGAAUAUAAUUCCAUUAAUUACAAUACGUUGCAUGGGAAUAUGGAAUUUGGAUAU